Molecule: messenger RNA, 7837 nt
Organism: Carcharodon carcharias (great white shark)
Lineage: Eukaryota; Metazoa; Chordata; Chondrichthyes; Lamniformes; Lamnidae
Product: girdin-like
Exons: 33
Coding region: 529-6183 (1884 amino acids)
Biological process (GO): cytoplasmic microtubule organization; cytoskeleton-dependent intracellular transport
Cellular component (GO): cytoplasm; centrosome
Molecular function (GO): microtubule binding; dynein light intermediate chain binding
Source: RefSeq, a predicted model, not a curated record
UUAGUCGGCUCGUGCUGUAGCUCAUUGCAGUUGAGGGACGCGUGUGGUGGCAUUUGAAAUACCGUUAGAGAUGUUGGCAUUUAUUUCUGAAACACCAAAUUUCAAUCCUCCCUCUUAUUUUAAUUUAUCCUUUUAAACAAAAGAUAGAUGAUUACUGAGCGUUGUUUCAUUUUUUCUGGGAAAUAAGUUCGUUUUUCAAAUCUCGUGUUUUGUGUUAAUUUGUCAAAGGAGAUGAUGAUUGUGGUAUGAAGGCUUUCCAUAGGAAUUCGUGUCUUCUGCAGGAAGAAGGCGGUUUUCCUAAAGUGAUGUAGGCAUAAUAAUUGAAAUCAACAUUUUGUACUAAAAUGAAUUUGGUGAUGUCUCGGUUGCAUUGCAAAUGAUCAAGAUUUAAACAGCCUCGGCUUAAAAUGGAUACUUUGAAAUAAGAUUUCUAUAUAUAGGAUGCUAGAAGUAGGAAUACGACGAUAGGCAACAACAGUGGAUUUUACAGUUUAAAAGAAACGCUUGUUUCUUUUUCGUUGAUUGAAAAUGGAGAACGAUUUUACUACGCUUCUGGAACAGUUUAUGUCUGAUCCCUUGGUAACUUGGGUGAAGACUUUCGGGGCGUUAGCUCCGGCAAAUGAAGAAGCACUUCUGGAAUAUAUGGAGUUGGUUGAUGGUAUCUUUCUCAGUAACAUCAUGGCUCAAAUCAACCCUAAAGCAGUAAAUCAAAGGCUGAACAAGCAAGUAAACAAUGAUAUGUCACUCCGAAUUCAAAAUUUAUCCAGUUUGGUGCAUCAUAUUAAAUUGUAUUAUCAGGAGACACUACAACAGCUAAUUGUGAUGUCUCUUCCAAAUGUCCUUGUCCUGGGCCGAACCCCCCUCUCAGAACAGGGUAUUGAAGAAAUGAAGAAGCUUCUGCUACUUCUACUAGGCUGUGCUGUUCAGUGUGAACGGAAAGAAGAAUUUAUCGAGAGGAUAAAAAAUCUUGAUUUUGAUACGAAGGCUGCUGUUGCAACUCACAUUCAAGAGGUGACUCACAAUCAGGAAAAUGUCUUUGAUAUGCAGUGGAUGGAAUUAUCUGACCUCUCCCGUGAGGACGUCAAUUCCUUUUUCAAAAAAAUGGCAAUUCAUCUGAAAAGGCUUGUGGAUGAAAGGGAUGAAAGAUGUGAGAUCAUUUUACAUCUCAAACAAGAACGUGACUGCAACCAAUCUCCAGUUCAUGGAAUAGCUCAGUCACCUACUGGCUCUCCAGGCAUGCAGCAUACUGAGAGCCGACAGCAUUUGUCUGUUGAACUGGCAGACACUAAAGCAAAACUCAGACGGAUCAGACAAGAAAUGGAGGAGAAGACCGAGCAACUGUUGGACUCUAAGCAGGAGCUGGAACAGAUGGAAGUUGAAUUAAAAAGACUACAACAAGAGAACCUGCAACUUCUAUCUGAUGCUCGCUCUGCUAGGGCCUAUCGUGAUGAGCUUGAUUCACUGCGUGAGAAAGCAAUUAAAGUUGAUAAGCUUGAAAGUGAAGUUAUACGAUAUAAGGAUCGACUCCAUGAUAUAGAAUUUUACAAAGCAAGAACUGAGGAGUUAAAAGAAGAUAAUAAAAUCUUGUUAGAGACAAAAAUAAUGUUGGAAGACCAACUUGAAGGAGCCCGUGCACGUUGUGACAAAUUGCAUGAAUUUGAAAAAGAGAACCUACAGUUAUUGGCUAAACUGCAUGAUAUGGAGAUGGUACGUGACACAGACAGAAAGCGCAUUGAGGAGUUAAUGGAAGAAAACUUGACCCUUGAAAUGGCUCAGAAACAGAGCAUGGAUGAAUCAUUGCACUUGGGCUGGGAACUAGAACAGUUAUCCAAGACUAAUGAAUUAUCUGAGGGGCUGCACAAGUCUCUAGGCCAGGAAGUGAAUGAAUUGACCUCUAGUCGUUUGCUUAAGAUGGAGAAAGAAAACCAGGCUCUGCUGAAAACUGUGGAUGAGCUUCGUAGUAUCAUGGAUUCUACAGAUGACAGUAACUUUAAGAUCUUGGAGCUAGAAAAGGAAAACCAGAGACUUAAAAAAAAGAUGGAGAGGCUCCAGGGAGAGAUCAGCAAUGAAAAACAAAGUAUGCAAAAUGUUGAAAGUCGCAGCAACGACCUUAUAAAAGAAAAGUCCCAGCUUGAAAAAACUAUUGAAACCAUUCGUGAAAAUACUGAGGGACAAAUCAAAGUGUUGGAGCAGGAAAAUGAACACUUGAAUCAAACCAUUGCAUCCCUGAGGCAACGUGCACAAAUCAGUGCAGAAGCUAAAAUGAAAGACAUUGAAAAAGAAAACAAAAUCCUCCAUGAAUCUAUUAAGGAGACUAGUGGUAAACUGAACAAAUUAGAGUUUGAAAAGAAACAAAUCCGAAAGGAGUUGGAACAGUAUAAAGAAAAAGGAGAAAGGGCAAAGGAGCUUGAGACUGUUUUGAGUCGUUUGGAAAGAGAAAACGAACAGUUGCAGAAGAAGAUAACUGGUCUAAUAAUUGCAUGUGAAAAAGUAGAGAUCUUGGAACAGGAGAAUUCUGAUCUAGAAGUGGAAAAUAGAAAGCUGAAAAAGACUUUGGAUAGCUUGAAAAACCUUACAGUGCAAUUAGAUAUAUUAGAGAAAGAAAACAACCAACUUGAUGAUGAAAAUUUGCAGUUACGGAGGACAGUGGAGUGUUUGAAGUCCAAUGGUGUCAAGGUGGCACAAUUAGAGCUAGAGAACAAAGAACUGGAAAAUGAGAAAGAACAGUUAAACAGGAGCCUGGACCUCUUGAAGGCUUGCAACAAGAAAACUGAACGAUUAGAGGUAAGCUAUCAAGGAUUAGAUUUAGAAAAUCAUAGGCUCCAAAAGGCUCUAGAAAAUAGUAACAAAAAGAUUAACCAGUUGGAAAAUGAACUACAAGACUUAGAAACUGAAAAUCAGAGCUUGCAAAGAAACCUGGAAGAGCUAAAAAUCUCCAGCAAACGGUUGCAACAACUAGAGAAAGAAAACAAACUGCUCGAGGAGGAUACUGUACAACUGGAGAAAGACAAGAAACAUCUUGAGAAGGAAAAUAGGAGAUUGCGCCAACAGACUGAGAUCAAGGACUCAACGCUAGAUGACAACAACAUGACAAUUUCUAAUCUCGAAAAAGAAAAUAAAUUGCUUGUCAAAGAAAUCAGCAAAUUCAAAGACCUUUAUGGACGACUGAAAGAUUUAGAAAAAGACAAUAAAGAGCUGGUUAAACAGGCAACUAUUGAUAAAAAGACUCUAGUGACAUUGCGAGAGGAGCUUGUGAAUGAGAAAUUACAUGCUCAACAAGUGAGCAAUGACUUGGAAAAAUUGACUCAUGAAUUGGAAAAGAUUGGGCUGAACAAGGAGCGCCUCCUGCAUGAUGAACAAAGCACUGAUGAUAGCAGGUAUAAGCUUUUGGAGUCCAAACUUGAAAGUACACUAAAAAAAUCUCUUGAAAUUAAAGAGGAGAAAAUUGCCAGUCUCGAAGCACGAUUAGAAGAAUCAACCAAUUUGAACCAGCAACUACGUCAGGAAUUAAAGACGGUGAAGAAAAACUAUGAAGCUCUCAAACAGAGACAAGAAGAAGAAAAAAAUGUGCAGAACUCACAAGGUAGGCCUGGUGAAGAAAUCCAGACUACAAGUAAAUGGGAGCGAGAGAACCAAGAAGUAACUCGUGAACUAUUAAAAGUUAAAGACAGACUUAUCGAGGUUGAAAGGAAUAAUGCAACUCUUCAGGCUGAGAAACAAGCCUUGAAAACCCAGCUGAAACAGCUAGAAACCCAAAAUAACAAUUUGCAAGCCCAAAUUCUUGCACUUCAGAGACAAACAGCAUCCCUACAGGAGCACAAUACCACCUUACAGACGCAGAAUGCCAAGCUGCAGGUGGAACAUUCUACACUUAGUUCCCAAAGUGCAUCCUUGAUGACUCAGAAUUCUCAGCUUCAGAACCAGCAGUUGUCUUUGGAGAAUGAGAAUGAAUCACUGAUAAAAGAAAAAGAAGAAUUGAAAUUACUGUAUGAUUCACUUAUCAAAGAUCAUGAAAAACUAGCGAAGUUGCAUGAGCACCAGGCAACAGAAUAUGAGGCUCUCAUCAACAAACAUGGAAGUCUGAAAUUUGCUCAUAAAAAUUUAGAAGUUGAACAUAAAGAUCUUGAGGACAGGUAUAAUGAGCUGUUGAAGCAAAAAGCCCAACUGGAGGAGUUGGAGACAAUUUUGAAAAAAGAACAGGAGAAGAUGCAUCAUGAGGUUGAAGAACAUGACACCAUGGUGCACGAGUACCAGAAAAUUUGUAAUGAAAAUGAGAGGUUGAACCAAAUAUACAACCACUUGUUAAAGGAGAAUGAAGAAUUGCAGUUGGACCACAAAAAUCUAAAAAGUUUACUGAAUGUUGCCAAGCUAGAUCAUACACGAUUGGAAGCUGAGUUUGCAAACCUGAAGGAACGAUACCAACAGUUGGAUAUUACUUCCACUAAACUAAACAACCAAUGUGAGCUCCUGAGUCAAUUAAAAGGGAAUCUUGAGGAAGAAAACCGACAUUUGCUAGACCAGAUCCAGACAUUAAUGCUGCACAACAAGUCAUUGUUAGAACAGAGCAUGGAAAGUAAGGAUCUAUUCCAUGUGGAGCAAAGACAGUAUAUUGAUAAACUCAAUGAACUUCGACGACAGAAGGAGAAACUAGAAGAGAAGAUUAUGGAUCAGUAUAAAUUCUACGAACCUUCACCCCCCCGAAGACGAGGGAAUUGGAUUGCAAUUAAGAUGAAAAAGUUAAUAAAACACAAAAAGGAGGGAAACCGAGAACGCAUUAAAUCUCUGACAAGCACCCCAACCAGGUCAGAAUCAAGUGAUGGAUUCCUUCAACUGCCUCAUCAAGAUAGUCAAGAUAGCUCUUCUGUGGGUUCUAACUCUCUUGAAGAUGGCCAGACAGCUAAGAAGAGUAGCAUGGCUGCACUGAAAAGGCUGCCCUUUAUGAGGAACAGACCGAAGGAUAAAGACAAAAUGAAGGCCCUCUACCGUCGCUCCAUGUCCAUGAAUGAUCUGCUCCAGUCUAUGAUCUCACCAGGAGCGCAAUGGUCAGGUAGUUCUGAAAAUUUGGAAGAACCUAAUGAGGUGACUGCUGGGCAGAGGAGAUCAGAAUUGGGGUCCAUGGCAUUUUCCACAACAGCUAUCAAUCUAGCCACAGCAGCAAGCUCUUCAGGAUUCAGAUCCAAACAGAGACUUAAGCCUAAAGGUGUUGCUUCAAAUGAAGAUUUACUAUCUCAUAGCCCUAAUUUUGACAAUUCCAGCACUGGAUCAAGAAGUCGAGCUUCCAGACCAGCCAGCCUUGAUAGUAGCAGGACAUCCAGUAGCAAUAACAAUAAUAAUGCCUCAGCUCAUGAUGUAAAAGCAGGUGCAGUUAAUGGCAGCCACAGUAGGUCCCAAAGUCACAGCAGUGGAGAAUAUGGUCCAGUUUAUGAUGAUCGGGUAUUGUUGAGCAGCAGCCUUUCAUAUAGUCAUCAUACACAAAAUGUAGAAAAAUACAAGCAAUCCCUCCAAAACAAAGAAUCUAGAUCUGAUGAUGUUCAAACUCAUUCUCAGCAAAGAAAUAAAGCCACAUCGCCUGGAAGUGAAAUAGUUACUUUACAACAGUUUCUGGAAGAGAGCAACGUAAACCAAUCCUCACAGGUACGUUCUACAGGCCAUGAAAAUUUUUUAGAAGAUGUUUUCACAAAAAUCACAGAUCUGCCUGAACUAGUUGGAACUGAGAAAUUGAACCAGGACCUUAUCAAUAAUGGUGCUACUGUCAGAUCAGCUAUUGGAAGAGAAACUGCAGCCUCUUCCACUGGGAAACUGCAAAAGCCUGAACAGUAUGUGUGGCCAAGUCUGCGAAAAUCAGACCAUACUGGUGUUACAAGCACCCCAAUGGAACCAAUCAUUUUAAACCAAGGAAAGACUGUGUCUGCCUACGAACUACCACUUGUGCCACAGCGACCAUUCCAAACAGACUCCACCACUUCUACUCUACCCCGUGCAAGUCAUGUGAUCUCUACAGCAGAGGGAUCGAAUCGAAGAACGAGCAUUCAUGAAUUCAUGUCGAGAGAUAAUAGAGCACCUGUGUCGAUAGAUUCUUCUCCAGGCAAGGUGGUAACAAGCACUCAGACUUUACCCAAUAUGGGAUCUGUGCAAGAACGCAGAAGUGCACAAGGCAAAAUUGAGGAGCAACAGAGCUCCUAGAUAUAACUGCCUAUCAUCUUGUGAUGUGGGGUAUAGUGAAAGAAAAGUGUCCUUCAAACUGUCAAUUUGAAACCUAUAGUUCAGAAGCACCAAGACUACGUAAAGAAAUAUCAUAAAGCAUUAAAUGAUGAAUCCUAUUCAAUGACCUCCCUUCAGUAAACGUAAUGAGACAGUUACUCUUCCUUGAAUCAAGGAGCACAGUUGGACUCCAAUGUUGUAAUGAAAUACUUUCAGUCGGAGUAACAAUUUUUGUGUAGUUCCACAGAUUUUUCACCAGAGGUCGUUUAAUCCCUACAAGAAAAUUGAAUACAAUCUAGAUGCCCUGAACGGUUUUACAAACUGUUUGUUCAUCUAACUGACUUUUAAGAACCAGUUAUAACGUAUUUUAGUUUCAGUUUUAAUUUUUCAUUAAAGCUUUAAAAACAAACUCUGUGGUAGUUUUAUUAUUUGCAAGACUAUGCAGAGACAGCAGCAUUGUUAUGGAGCUGCACCAUGUCCUGCAUAAAUUAGAUAUGCGGACAAAUUAUCUUAUGGUAUUUUGCACUAACUACUUUGGAUUUUCACGUACUGCAUGAUGUACUCCAGUAGCAAUAUGAUGGUUAUGUUUAAGGUUUAUAAUACCAUAAUGUUUAUUUUUGGCACAUAAUCAAAACUUAAUGUAUAUAAUGUAAGAGGCCUCUUCACAACUGAAUUGAAACACUGUAUGUUUACAUCUUUAUUGCUGUGUAUGUGCAAACUGAAUUUUUGUAACAGCCUCUUUAAGUUAACUACAAGAUAGUGCACACACUUUAUGCUAUCUUUUUGACCGCUGACAAGGAUUCUAUGUCAUGCUGAAUUUCUGACGAUAACAUCUGAUGCAUUGCAUAGAUAGUCACUUAACAGUGUUAAUUUUAGGAAAAGUGGCUUGCUUUUUUCAGUUUUAAUAUUUGAUGUAGAUUUGUUUGUUUUAUAAUCUUAAAUCAUUGGUAAAUUUUGUUACUCAAUUUUGUAUGCAUUACUGACUAGAAAAUAACCAUGUACAAAUUGAAUAUUUACAUACUGAAUUGAGAGCUGCAGCAGUAAUACGUUCACAAGGAUAGUUACAAUCAAUAUUUGUUUUAUUAUAUUGCUAUAUUUAGAUUUUGUUUAAAAAAAACUCAUGUUUUUGACAGAUUGUAAUUUGGUUAGCAGGCAGGAGUUUUUCUUUUAUAUCCUGUAAUCAGUUGACAUAUUCAAAAGUAUUUUAAAAUAUCUGUGCAGGGUCUUCAUGCACUGAUUUUAGUUUUAUUUUAAGUCCUUAGUGUUUAGUAUUUUUAAUGUUAUUUUUGUACAAAAUGUGCCCUCAUAAGAGUAUCCUAAAUUGUUUAUCUUGUGGAUGAUUUGAAUUUAACAGUAUUUAAGAAUGUCAUUUUCACGAUUUCAUUUACAUUACUCGAUCACAAAUGACCAUUUAUAGAUACUGUGAUGAAAAGAUGAUGGCUGUGUCAUGGGUUUUUUAAAUAACAUCAUAGCAUGCUAAUGUAAUGAGUCAAAGGUACUGGGACAGUGCCAUUGCUUUUUGAUAUCCAGAUUAGAUUUUCAUCUCAAGUGUGAAGUAAGUAAACUCAUAACAUUGGUUUAUUUAUGUACAGCUUAAUAAAACAAGUAUUAACUGCUGUUUGCUAACUUUCUAAAA